This is a messenger RNA of Aspergillus ruber CBS 135680, 375 nucleotides long. RefSeq lists its product as uncharacterized. Bases 1 to 375 code for a protein of 124 amino acids. The record is from RefSeq and is a predicted model, not a curated record. NCBI's taxonomy places the organism in Eukaryota, Fungi, Ascomycota, Eurotiomycetes, Eurotiales, Aspergillaceae. The transcript has 2 exons.
AUGCACUUCAAGAUUUUCAUCCUCCCCCUCAUCACCCUCGGUCUGGCCUCUCCUGCUCCCGCGCCAUCCGGUGGGCUCCUAUCUGACCUGCCCGAUAUCGUCGACAACGUCAAAGAUCUGCUUAGCCAGGACACCAUUGACGAUCUACAGACGAUUGUCAAAGGCGGUGCCGUAUUGCUGGGGGGUGAUACGCCGCAAAACCUCAGGAACCUUCUGUCCAAAGACAACAUCGACAAACUGCAGGAUGUUAUUAACAAUGCGCAUACAUUGAUCACGACGUCAUUUGUCAACGAUACUUCAGAGUUAGUGGGGGAUGCAGCACCGUUGGUUGCCGAUGUGUCGAAGUUACUCGGAGGAAUACUAGCGUCUGUUUGA